Messenger RNA from Drosophila mojavensis, 1575 nucleotides. It is a transcript of the gene Rad51D, whose product is annotated as RAD51-like protein 1. Gene Ontology annotation, cellular component: Rad51B-Rad51C-Rad51D-XRCC2 complex; replication fork; centrosome. The transcript is spliced from 3 exons. NCBI's taxonomy places the organism in Eukaryota, Metazoa, Arthropoda, Insecta, Diptera, Drosophilidae. The record is from RefSeq and is a predicted model, not a curated record. Bases 31 to 1065 code for a protein of 344 amino acids. Gene Ontology annotation, molecular function: ATP binding; single-stranded DNA binding; ATP-dependent DNA damage sensor activity. Gene Ontology annotation, biological process: double-strand break repair via homologous recombination; telomere maintenance; DNA strand invasion.
UGAAUUGAUAAAUCGAAAAGAAACCUCCGAAUGGAAGACCACGGAGAUUUGCAGUCCUUGCUCUUGGCAACCAAAACAGGAAAGGAAAUUUCUGAAUAUCAUAUUAAAUUGCUGCAAAAACAAAAUAUUCGAACGGUGGAAGAGUUCGUGCAUGCAGAUAAGCUGCACACGAGACUUGCGCUGAGCAACGAUAAAACGGAGCAAAUUAAGCGGGAGAUCUUGGAUUUGUGUGUGCGCAGGAUUAAGUUUAAAACCAUCUAUAAAUGCGAACCCAUAAGCUACUCCACAGGCAUAGAAGAAUUGGAUAACCUUUUGGAUGCGAUUGGCCAGCCUUUGCGGCCUGGUCGUGUUUGGGAGCUCGUUGGGGAAAAUGAUGUGGGAAAAACCGAACUUCUACACACGCUGGCUGUGAAUUUCGUUUGUAAACAAGAUGACAAUCAGCAGGUGCUGUUUGUGGACACCAAUUUGGACUUUGAUAGCGAACGUCUAGACGAGAUCCUGCGAAAGAAGCAGCUAACUGACGAAGCUAUAGAUAACUAUUUAGAUAGGAUUAGUGUGGCUAAAGCAUGCACUGCAGAAGCUUUGCUGGCAGCUCUUCAAGAACUGCUCAGAAGGCUAACAAGCUCUAAGGGAAGCUCUGAGAGUGUCUCGGACAUAAAGCUGAUCCUCAUAGAUUCCCUGACAGCUUGUUAUAUUCUAUAUCGCAGCAGCUAUGACCGGAAUAAGGGACGCAGCUUUCUAACAGAGCUGACCGUAGUUAUACGCAAGCUAGCUGUGGAGCAUAGCAUAGCUUUUAUCAUUGGCAAUGCGAUAUUUAGUUUGGAUGAAGAAUCAGCUGCAGAUGAUGAUGAGGAGGAGCUGAGCCACAUAGGGGCUGUGAAUCCAGAGGAUUGCAACUACUUGGGGGACUACUGGAGCUCCGUUUGUACACUCAUAUUGUCGCUGGAGCUGCCAGAGGAUUCUGUACAGGAGAAUGAUCUGCGUGUGCUUAAAGUGCUUAGCAACAGCUUUGGCAUCGGCGAGGGCAGCUGUUGGUUGCGCCUGACUGAUGCUGGCAUCAUUUGAAACCUAUUUAACGUCUAGCUCCUGGUCCCAGUUGCUGUUGCUGGUACGAUUUCAUCACCCUUUUGCCCGGUUCUAUGCCAUCGCUUAAACCAGGUCGUUUCCUCUUAUUGCCAGCAGCGCUUUUGUUGACUGUUGUUGCUGGCGCUUCCAUCUUAGGCUCAUUUCCAGCAGCCACAGCCUCAACGGAGAGAUCCGAGUCGUGCGCAUAUUGACAGCUUGUGCCGAAGCGACAUCGUCCUUUUCUAUAAUUCCAACAUAUUUUUCGUCCAUUUUUUAGCUGUAAAUGUGCAUCGUUGUUGACCAUUUUCACGUGUCUUUCCAGUGAAGCGGUCUUGUGCAGCUCUGCAUCCAGAAAUGGAUUACUAAAUACAUCGCCGGUUCGUUUUGCAGCCGCAUUAUCCAAAGCAUCGCUAGCACUGGGCAGCUUUAAGGGUUUCUGUGUGGCAGGCGCGCUGAAAUUUAUACUUUUAUAAAUACUAAUUAUAAAUAUAUAAAUACUGUUUUUUCACC